Molecule: messenger RNA, 1494 nt
Organism: Chlorella variabilis
Lineage: Eukaryota; Viridiplantae; Chlorophyta; Trebouxiophyceae; Chlorellales; Chlorellaceae
Exons: 13
Coding region: 1-1494 (497 amino acids)
Molecular function (GO): aldehyde dehydrogenase (NAD+) activity
Source: RefSeq, a predicted model, not a curated record
AUGCCUGCAGUGAUGCUGCUGUUCAUCGGCGGCGAGUGGUCGCCCGCCGCCAGCGGCAAGACCUUUGCCGUGCUCGACCCGCGCACUGGCCAGGAGGUGUUCCGCGUGGCGGAGGCGGACAAGGAGGAUGUGGACAGGGCGGUGGCGGCGGCGCGCAGGGCGUUUGACGAGGGCGAGUGGUCGCGCAUGUCGGGCAAGCAGCGCGGCAAGGUGCUGCUCAAGCUGGCGCAGCUGAUUGAGGACAAUGCCGACGAGAUGGCCGCCAUCGAGUCGCUGGACAACGGCAAGCCGCUGGUCAUGAGCAAGAUUGCCGACAUCCCCCUCAGCGCCGACCACUUCCGCUACUACGCGGGGUGGGCGGACAAGCUGCACGGCAAGACCAUCCCCUGCGACAACACCUUUGGCAAGGCGAGCAGGGCUGCACAAUGGCUGCCGUUCUUUGCCUACACGCUGCACGAGCCCAUCGGCGUGGUUGGGCAGAUCAUUCCCUGGAACUUCCCGCUGCUUAUGCUUGCCUGGAAGGUGGCCCCCGCCCUGGCCGCCGGCAACACCAUCGUGCUGAAGCCUGCAGAGCAGACCCCUCUCAACGCGCUGCGCUUUGCGGAGCUGUGUGCUGAGGCGGGGGUGCCCAACGGAGCCAUCAACAUCCUGCCCGGCUUUGGGCCUACCGCCGGCGCCGCCAUCUGCAGGCACCCCGGCGUCGACAAGCUGGCCUUCACGGGCUCCACCGAGGUGGGGCGGCUGGUGAUGAAGGAGGCCAGCGAGCGCAUCGUGCCUGUGACUCUGGAGCUGGGCGGCAAGAGCGCGCUGAUCAUAGACAAGCAUGUGGAUGUGGACAAGGCGGUGGAGGAUGCCCACUUUGCGCUCUUCUUCAACCACGGCCAGUGCUGCGCCGCCGGCAGCCGCACCUACGUGCACGCGGACAUUUACGACGAGUUCGUGGCGAAGGCCGCGGCUCGCGCCCAGCGGCGCGUGGUGGGCGACCCAUUUGAGGAGGGUGUGGAGCAGGGCCCCCAGGUGGACCAGGACCAGCUGAACAAGAUCCUGGCCUACAUCGACGUGGGGCAGCGGGAGGGCGCGCGCAUGCUGUGCGGCGGCAAGCGCAGGGGCGACGCCGGCUACUUUGUGGAGCCCACCGUGUUUGCCGACGUGACGGACCAGAUGAAGAUCGCGCAGGAGGAGAUCUUUGGGCCGGUGCAGUCCAUCCUCAAGUACCACACCACCGAGGAGGUCAUUGCCCGCGCCAACAAGUCAGAGUACGGCCUCGCUUCUGGCAUCAUCUCCAAUGAUGUCGGCUUCGUCAACACCGUGUCCCGCUCACUCAAGGCCGGCACCGUGUGGGUCAAUUGCUACAACGUGUACGACAGCGCCGUGCCUUUUGGCGGCUACCGCCUCUCCGGCGUGGGCAGGGACAAGGGCGAGUAUGCGCUGGAGAAUUACACCCAGGUCAAGGCCGUCUACCAGAGCCUGGAGCCCAACCAACCCUGGCUGUGA